Aspergillus caelatus is the source of this 2099-nucleotide messenger RNA. Its product is annotated as MFS transporter. Lineage: Eukaryota; Fungi; Ascomycota; Eurotiomycetes; Eurotiales; Aspergillaceae. The coding region runs from base 110 to 1582 and encodes 490 amino acids. Gene Ontology annotation, biological process: transmembrane transport. The record is from RefSeq and is a predicted model, not a curated record. Gene Ontology annotation, molecular function: transmembrane transporter activity. Gene Ontology annotation, cellular component: membrane. The transcript is spliced from 5 exons.
CUAAAGCCCGAGCUCGUUCGCUCUCAAAUAGUAAUAAUCAACCUCUACCCUGGACAAGAAUAAGUCUAGAAAGGAAAAAGAGAAAAGAGAAAAGAAACAGAAAGCUAGGAUGGCAUCCAGCCAGGAUCUCGAAUCAGAGAUCUCAACGCCACUCUUAGGAACCCAUCAGUCCAGAGCGCACGUCGAGUACAAGCACAAGCGAUGGACCCUGUUUCUCUUAUGCACGGUGAUUGUCACACUUGACUUUGGCACUUUCCUCUCCCUCGCUCCACAGACUCAGAUAAUGGAAUCAAUCAUCUGUCGCAGGUUUCAUCCAGGACUAUUUGUCGAUCUCCCGUAUGGACAAUUCUUAUCGGAUGAUACACCCUGCAAAUCUGUAGAUGUACAGGGGGAGCUGGCAUUGAUCAGUGGAUGGAAAGAUACAUUGGACCAAAUCCCGGGAAUCAUCCUGGCCCUUCCAUUGGGCUUCCUGUUAGAUCGCAUUGGCCGCAAACCAAUUGCAAUGCUAAGUAUGAGCGGACUACUCAUGGAGGAGAUCACGAUCCGCAUCAUCUGCUUGUACAGUGAGGAAAUUCCUCUUCGAGCUAUCUGGUUCACACCUUUAUUUCAAUUAUGUGGUGGUGGUUCUCAAAUAGCCAGCUCUGUGGCCUUCACCAUCGUCACAGAUAUCUUUCCCGCAGAGCAGCGUGCAAACAUAUUUUUUGUGCUCUUUGCGGCUGUUCUACUUGCCGAGAUCCUCGCAACUCCUCUGAGUGCUUGGCUUAUGUCCUGGUCGCCGUGGCUCCCAUUCCUACUCGGCUGGCUCUGUGAGGGUUGUGGCUUACUGGCAGCCAUACUCAUCCCGGAAACUCUUCCGAAGUCACUAAACGAAUUAGGAUCUGAAUCGGUAGACGAGGAGCAUGAAUGCCUUGUCCCUCCACCCACUUCGCCGGAGUGGAAGGGGUCCCUCUAUAGUGUAGGGUCCCAUAUCAUGCACUUAACUGCAUUUGUUUGGGGAAAUGUCAACACAGUGGCUAUUUCAAUUGCAUUCCUGGCGGCUAGUGUUGGAGGGCAGGCCCUCCAGUUGAUCAUCCAAUAUGCUUCCAAGCGCUACUCAUGGACUAUGGCUAAGGCAAGCUUUCUCAUCUCCCUAAAAGGAAUGAUCGAUCUCGUCGUCUUGCUUCUAUUGCUACCAAUUAUCUCCCACUACUUAAACCGGUACCUCUCUCCAGCUAUCAGAGAUCUUCGAAUAACACAGGGAAGUGCAGCUAUUCUAGCAGUUGGAUUCGGCCUCAUGGCAGUGGCCGAUCACCCAGUGCUGUUCGCCUUCGGUGUAUCCAUUCUGGCCUUAGGAUGGGGCUUCUUUUCCACCCUCCGCAAUGUGGCCACAACAUUGGUUGCAGAGUCUCAAAUCGGAACGCUCAACACCACAAUCGCUCUUGUCCAGGGGGUUGGGAGCAUGAUUGCUGGACCGUUGCUCGCCAGUACAUUUAGGAAAGGUAUGGCUUUGGGCGGUACCUGGAUGGGUUUGCCAUACAUGAUGGGUGCUAUACUGUUUUUGCUGGCAGGGCUGGCCGCGUCUAGUGUACGGACGCCUCGUUAAAAUCCACUUCUCAUCUAAAAAAAAAAAUUAAUAUCGAUAUCCAGUGGAUAUAUACGUCAUGGUGUUCUCUAGGAUUUUUUAUAUCUUUCGGCUUUUUCUCUCUUUCUUAGGCGUAACGUAUAGCAUGAGUUUAUGCAACAAUUUAACUCGUGGGCCUACUUUGACCUGCCAUCGAAGAGCACAUGUGAAAACGUUCGGAGAAUUGGAACACGAGCAAGGAGGGCAAAUUUUAGGAUGAAUCAAUAUCUGCGUACACCUUACCUUACCUCUCCAGUGAACUCGCAAUUAGUUUGGGUGCUGGGUAACUUAACACCUGACCUCCUGCUGCAUCUGGCGACGGUAUUAAAAGGUAGCAGGAAAUGCCUCGGUGUAUGUACGGAGGAUGUACUUUUAAUACGAGGGUAAAAGCAAGGCACCCCUUUUAAACCGUAAAGAGUCAAUUCUGUUAGGUUCCAUGCGUCAGUCUCACUCCAUAAGGGUUCAUCGAACUUAUUCUUGAGUUCCACAGGGGUGAUCU